AUGCAGAUCACGAUCAAUUGGCCUCUCCUUCUUCUGCUAACCUUUCUCAUCUGUGGCAGUCUCUUCAAAGAGAUCGGUAAAGGCGAACGUAUUGCGCUCUCUCGCCUGUGCAUCACGCAUCUGGAAAAGCACAACCGCCCACUACGCAUUGCCAUUGAUGCCGCGAUCUGGAAUUUCCAAACUCAACACGGCGGCGUAGGAGGCAAGAAUCCAGCUCUGCGCACGUUGUUCUAUCGUCUUUUGAAACUGCUGGCUCUGCCUAUUGACCCUGUCUUUGUAUAUGACGGGAACAAGAAGCCGCUUUGUAAGAGGGGACGGACUGUAUCCCGCUGGCAAGGUGGCAAUGUCACAGACCAUGCUUCCAAGAAGUUGAUCUCCCUCCUUAGCUUUCCUUGCCAUGUGGCGCCCGGAGAGGCCGAGGCAGAAUGCGCAAUGCUUCAGAAGCACGGGAUAGUGGAUGCGGUGAUGACGCAAGAUGUCGACGCCAUCAUGUUCGGUUCGGGACUGACGUUACGAGACUGGUCGAAGGAGAGCAAAAUGAAAGGCAAUCAAACUCCCACGCACGUCACUGUCUUCGAUCUGGAAAAGCUGAAGGAGGUCAGCAGAGGCUUGGACCCGGAUGGGAUGAUUCUGGUCGCGCUACUGAGUGGUGGUGACUACGAUGAGGAUGGAGUCGCGGGGAUCGGUGUCUCCCUCGCGUGCGACAUCGCACGCGCAGGAUUUGGAUCCGAUCUAUUGGACCUCGUAAGGAAUGAGGAUGAUGAUGGUAUAGCAGAGUGGAGAGAACGAUUGCAGUACGAACUGGAAUCAAAUGAAAGCGGAUACUUCAAGAAGAAGCGGAAAUCGGUCAAAAUCCCAGAGGAUUUCCCAAACAGGCGCAUUCUGGACUAUUACAUGAACCCGGCAGUGACGGAAGAGCGCGAGCUGAAGGAUUUGGAGAAGAAGUGGACGAAGGCGUGGGAAGCAGAGGUUGAAGUACAAGCUCUCCGCAACUAUGCCAGGGACACGCUUGACUGGCAGUAUAAACCGGGCGCGUGGAAGUUUGUCCGCGUUAUGGCACCGGCUUUGCUUGCCGAUCGGUUGCGAAGGGAUGCAGCGGCGUCGAUAGUCACGUCGCCUGACCAGAUCACAGAACGAAGGCAACACUUUGUCAGCGACGGUAUUCCGGAGCUGAGGGUGACUGUGAUUCCUGCCAAGAUCGUUGGUUUGGAUCUUGAUACGGAAGAAGACAGCCCAGAGUACCUCAGCAGGCUUGCCGCUCACGGGGACGACGAAGCUGCGGGAGGAGAAACCGAAUUAGGAGAGGACGGAGCUCCAGCAUCGAGUCAGAUUCCCGCAGAGAGGCGAAGGGCACCGCCUUGGCUACCUUGGAAUCCUGAGAAGAUGUGGCUGGCCGAGGCAAUUGUGGAGCUUGGAGCUCGCGAGCACGUUGAACGUUGGAAUCAGAGGCAGUGGGAGAUUCAGAAUGACCCCAAGAAGUUCGCCACUCGAAAAUGUCCACAGAAGAAGAAAGAGCCACAGAAACCGGAGAAGACGGGAGGAAUGAAGGCCGGAGCAAUCCACAGCUACAUCACCGCCACCAAGCCGACAAGUAAGCCCGAUGACUCGGGCCAGCCGGGUUCCGACGCAGCAGCGAAGACGAUCACCGACCCCCUUGCAGUAGUUGAUGCAUCUCUGCUGCUUUCACCUCCUCGGGCCAAGUCGACAACCACCGAUUUGUUGGAAGCCGAGGAUGGGUCUCUUUCUCCAUCGCCGCCAGCUCCCCGACUUGAGGCGAAAAUCAAGACCCGGCGUGCUAUAGGCACUCCUACGAGAUCCAAGUCGAUUCGACAGGAGCAAAGCACCUCGCCUUUCAUGCAGGACUAUUUCAAGUUCACAAAGAGGAGCGAUGUGGAACAGGCCUCACAAGAGCCACAAACGUCACAAGCCAGUCCAUUGACGAGGCUCAACCGAGUCGACCUCAGAAAGGAGGGAGACCUGCUCAAAUCGCAAGAAACCCACAGCGAGAAGCACUCAGGACCUUCAACCUCAAGCUCAAUAGAUCUCGUCGUGCGGAUCGGGAAGAAAUCCUCGAAGCCGCGAGUGAAGAACACUUUGACUGUCGUCUCGCUCGAACCCACAUCAUCAUAUCCACAUCAACGGGAUGUCACAGCCUCGGACGUGUUGCUGAGCCAGCAGGAGAGAUACGAAGCGGCAGAUCCGAAGCAGUCAGAUGUUGAAGACACCCUCAAUAAUGUCACUCGGCGUACCCCUAAACGGCAAGCGAAGAGAGAUCAAGCUCUUUUGGACAUCCAAGCAUCAAGUCCUGGGACAGUCGGGCCGAGAAGGCGUAUCGAGAGCUUCUUUAAACCAUAUCUGAAGCCCAGGAAGGAAGCAGAAGCACUCCCGAUUGAGACGUGCCCCAAAGACAGUGAAGACCUGGGUGUGUUCCCUACGGAGCCGACGGUGGAUCUGUUGAGAUUGUCUGGGGAUGCACAUAUGCAUGCCAUUCCCCGAUCGAGCUUACCAGGAACAUGGAAAGAAGCUGAAUCGCUUCUCGCCUGCCUCGGGUGA
Messenger RNA from Cladophialophora carrionii CBS 160.54, 2553 nucleotides. RefSeq lists its product as uncharacterized. Gene Ontology annotation, molecular function: 5'-flap endonuclease activity. Lineage: Eukaryota; Fungi; Ascomycota; Eurotiomycetes; Chaetothyriales; Herpotrichiellaceae. The transcript has 3 exons. The coding region runs from base 1 to 2553 and encodes 850 amino acids. The record is from RefSeq and is a predicted model, not a curated record.